AUGGCAGAACUACCUUUACCCCCAAUCUUAGACUCGGCCAUCCGCCUCAUCGGGCAGACGCCGAUGGUCCGUCUAAAUACUCUUCCCCAGUCAGAGGGCAUCAAAGCCGAGGUCCUGGCCAAGCUGGAGUACCACAACGCCGGCGGCUCAGUGAAGGACCGGGUCGCCAAGGCGAUGGUCGAGAGGGCCGAACAGGAGAGAAGACUCAAACCAGGCGACGUCCUGAUCGAGGCAACCAGCGGAAACACCGGCAUCGCUCUCGCCCUCAUGGCCGCGGUCAAGGGGUACAAAUGCAUCAUCACGAUAUCAGAGAAGAUGCCCGAGGAGAAGGUCCUCGUCCUCAGAUCUCUCGGCGCGCAGAUCGUGCGGACUCCCGCGGGCGUGCCCAUCACCUCGGCCGACUCCAUCAUCAGCGUCGCCCGGCGCCUCAACGCCUCAACGCCGGACUCGCACAUCCUCGACCAGUACACUAACCCAAACAACCCGCUGGCCCACGAACUCGGCACCGCGCCGGAAAUCUGGACGCAGUGCGGUGGGAAGGUUGACAUCGUGGUCGCGGGCGCGGGGACGGGCGGCACCAUCACCGGUCUCGCGCGCGGGCUGCGGCAGCAGAAUCCUGGCGUGGUCAUCGUCGGCGCGGACCCCGUCGGAUCUGUGCUCGCGCAGCCUGGUCAUUUGAACGCGGAGAAAGGGGAGUACAAGGUCGAGGGCAUCGGGUACGACUUCGUCCAUGGGGUGCUGGUCCAGUCUGCCGCUGACGUCUGGGUCAAGACGGGGGAUGUUGAGGCGUUUGGGUACGCGAGGCGGUUGAUCAGGGAGGAGGGCCUGCUGUGUGGCGGGUCGUCUGGGGCUGCGAUGGCUGCGCUGGUGAAGUUUAUGCGGCGGAGGCCGGAGAUGAAUCGGGAGGAUGUGCGGGUCGUGGUGAUUUUCCCGGAUGGUGUGAGGAACUAUCUUACCAAGUUUGUGGAUGAUGGGUGUAUGGAGCGGAACGGCAUGUCAUCGUAA
Colletotrichum chrysophilum is the source of this 1005-nucleotide messenger RNA. RefSeq lists its product as uncharacterized. The record is from RefSeq and is a predicted model, not a curated record. NCBI's taxonomy places the organism in Eukaryota, Fungi, Ascomycota, Sordariomycetes, Glomerellales, Glomerellaceae. Bases 1 to 1005 code for a protein of 334 amino acids. Gene Ontology annotation, cellular component: cytoplasm. The transcript is spliced from 2 exons. Gene Ontology annotation, molecular function: cystathionine beta-synthase activity; cysteine synthase activity.